AAAUGCGGUUUACGCGAAGCGGUGGUUCUCGCUAAGCAUCCUUAUCCACGGCUCCGCGGUUACUUGCCCAAUCUAAAAAUCGGCGCUCUGUGUAGGGUAGGGUUGUGUGUGACUGCUGGCUUUGAACGCUACGGGUUAGGAAGAAGUAGUUGGGGCCCAGGUGCCUUUCACCAGCAACAACCAACUUAUAGCCGGACACGAUGAGCGUUGCCAAAGCCACUGGAGCCAAGAAGACUGUUGAGAAGGGUGUUCACAACAAGUUGGUGCGCAAGGUCCGUACCUCUGCCACCUUCCACCGUCCCAACACCCUUCGUCUUGCUCGCAAGCCCAAGUACGCCCGCAAGAGUGUGAACCAUGCCACCCGUUUGGAUGAGUUCAAGAUCAUUGUCAGUCCCGUCAACACCGAGUCUGCUAUGAAGAAGAUCGAGGACGACAACACUCUUGUCUUCACUUGCCACCUCAAGGCCAACAAGCACACCAUCAAGGCUGCUGUUAAGAAGUUGUACGACGUUGAGGCUGUUAAGGUCAACACCCUCAUCCGUCCCAACGGUACCAAGAAGGCUUACGUCAAGCUCUCUGCUGACGCUGAUGCCCUUGACGUUGCCAACAGAAUUGGUUUCCUUUAAAUAAUAAGAAAUAUUAUUUACUGGUGAAGAGUGUAACAGCGUGCUGGAUGUUUUGGUAGUGUGGGUUUAAGGUUUC
Molecule: messenger RNA, 702 nt
Organism: Schizosaccharomyces japonicus yFS275
Lineage: Eukaryota; Fungi; Ascomycota; Schizosaccharomycetes; Schizosaccharomycetales; Schizosaccharomycetaceae
Product: 60S ribosomal protein L25
Exons: 2
Coding region: 201-626 (141 amino acids)
Biological process (GO): translation
Cellular component (GO): ribosome
Molecular function (GO): rRNA binding; structural constituent of ribosome
Source: RefSeq, a predicted model, not a curated record